GUGGCAUUUCCAGAUUGAGGAGUUGGAUAAACAUCGUCAACCACCACAAAGCACUCCAAAAGUAGCUUUUAACUCUCUCUCUCUCUCUCUCCCUAUACAGUAUACUUACUUACUAUGGUGUAGUUGCUGCUGCAAACUGCAAACAUAUAUUGCAGAGGCAACAGUGCCCAUCUCCCUAAAACAAGGCUCCUUCAUUACAACCUUUUUUCUGCCCCUUGCCUAUGACUAGGACAUCUAAUUCUAAGCUGUCUUUCUUUGUUCAGACUCAGAGCCUGUGCUGCUACUAUUACUGUGUAUGUAUGUAUGUAUGUAUAUGCUACAAAACUAGUAGCAGCAAGGACCAAGAUUUGAAGAUCAUCUCUCUCUCUCUUUUUCCUAGAUUCUCUCUCUUUAACUCUGACCAGAAUUUAUAUCCUCUCUGAGCCUGAGCCCCCUCUCAGGAAUCACCCCAGACCCAGACCCCUCUUUUACCUUUUUGCUCCAUUCCCCUUCCUCCCCUUUAAUUUCCUCCACCUUUCUCCCUACUUUGCGAUUCAAAAGUAUCCCACCUUUAUUUAUUGGCAUUAUCUGCCAAAACCAGUGUUCACAACAACACAACCCACAAACAAAACAAUGGAUCAGGACUACUAUAAAAGGAGUGGUCAAAUACCGGCAUUUGGAAACUGGGAUUAUGCAAACGAGCUGCCAAUCACCCAGUAUUUCGAGUGCGCAAGACAGGCCGGUUUGAUCAGAUUCAGCUCUUCCUCUGGUGAAAGUGCUGAUGCCUACGUUCGUCCUGCUGACUUUUAUGCUGUUAACCAUCUCAACAAGCCUAAACCCUCUCGAAAGCAGCAGGCAGCACCAAGAGUAGGGACGAGGGAAAAGCGAGGCCCGCGUGCGCAUGUCAUGGAGCAAAAGAAGCAGCAAGCUAAGGUCUGUGACGUGACGCAACCGCCAACUAAACACUACGAAUAUCAUGUUCAACAAUCAAAUCGCACUCGUUCGAACGACGCCGUUCCGAGAGUAACCCCUCGUUUCCCCACUAGGCCUCCAAAGCCUGUGGACGAAGAUCUCUACAAAAUCCCCCCCGAGCUUCUCCAUAAGACCAAACGGAAGAAAAUGCUGGGAUUGCUUUGUUGCUUGGUGCCAGCAUGUGCUUCAUGAAUCUGGGAUAUCCAUCUCUCUCUCUCUCUCUCUCUCUCAUCGCUGCUCUAGCUCGUACAAAUCCUACUAGUACUACAAAGGAAAGCUGAUCUCAUUCUCAUCUGUGUGUGUAUGUGUGUUGUUUUUCCUCAACAUGUGUGUCUUGUGCUUGUAUUGUAUGAGAUGAGAUGGAACCAAGCUAUGAAAUGAAUCAAAAUUGGAUACGUUAAUGCCA
Prunus mume (Japanese apricot) is the source of this 1357-nucleotide messenger RNA. Its product is annotated as ubiquitin hydrolase. The record is from RefSeq and is a predicted model, not a curated record. Lineage: Eukaryota; Viridiplantae; Streptophyta; Magnoliopsida; Rosales; Rosaceae.